AUGAGGGAAGCUGAGGCCGAAGGAGCAAGCAAGUCUGUUCGACUGGGACGUCCCAGACUUACUAUCUCAUCCUCCUCGCACGAACUGAUACCAUUCAGGGUCCCAUGGUCUGUCUUUCCCCACGCUGCGACGCCCAAAUCACAUCGCAGCGGCACAAGGGUGCAAGAAUGCACGAGGUCAGCCGGCAACAUCGCUGCCAUGGAGACAUGCUCCCAGCAUGGACUUGUAUGUCAUCACUGGGACGUCCCAGGGGGGCUGCUGGAGGAGGCUCAAUUGAUUGAGUGCAGUGAAGAGAUUUACACACAUUUGCUCGGGUAUGCCAGGCUUAGCGCUCUCGCUGAUCUUAUGUCAACACUGCAGCAGGACAUCGACGUCUGGAUUCGAUCGUCGCGGCUGGUGGAGUAA
Messenger RNA from Guillardia theta CCMP2712, 405 nucleotides. RefSeq lists its product as hypothetical. Bases 1 to 405 code for a protein of 134 amino acids. NCBI's taxonomy places the organism in Eukaryota, Cryptophyceae, Pyrenomonadales, Geminigeraceae. The transcript has a single exon. The record is from RefSeq and is a predicted model, not a curated record.